Molecule: messenger RNA, 2793 nt
Organism: Centruroides sculpturatus (bark scorpion)
Lineage: Eukaryota; Metazoa; Arthropoda; Arachnida; Scorpiones; Buthidae
Gene: smid
Product: nuclear valosin-containing protein-like
Exons: 20
Coding region: 34-2691 (885 amino acids)
Biological process (GO): ribosome biogenesis
Cellular component (GO): nucleus
Molecular function (GO): preribosome binding; ATP binding; ATP hydrolysis activity
Source: RefSeq, a predicted model, not a curated record
GCUUUACACGUGGUUAGCGUACAUGGCGGAAAGAUGGAUUAUAUUUCGUUGAAAGCGUCGGCGAGAAACAAGCGAAGUCUUCCGUUUAAGGUCAAUAGGAAUCCAAAAAGGAAUAAAAUGAUGUUCGCUGGUGAUCCUCGUUUCUUACCCAGAGUUAAGCAGUUGUUGUUUGCCCGAAAGCACUCUAGCGUCGUGGACGUGGACAAACUGGUGGCCGACCUGCAGCAGACGUAUCCGGAGUAUCGAAGAAAAAAGCAUUCGGCUUUUCGGAGGGCUGUCGAUUCGGCAAUCGAUAAAAUAGAAGAGGAGACGGAAACGAGUAAGAGCUGCGUCGGAGAGAAGGGAGAGGGAAGUAUUCGAAGCGGUGGUUCCGAUCAGUUGCCGGAUAGCGAUUUUUCCCCCGAUAAUGAAAAUUAUGUAGUUUACGAGGAUACAAAUAUGGUGAACAAAUCGAUCACGGACUUAUAUCGAAGAUCUCCGGCGAGAUCGUUGGACAGUCACAUGACCAAGCGCUCCACCACGCCUAAAGAGAGCUCUCACAGGAGAAUAGUGGAAGGCGAGUCUGCCGGUUCCACUCCGAACGUUCCGGUGGUCGUCGGAAUGGAGGACGAAAAGUGCAUGAAAAAUUACGCUUCUAGAACUACUCUGAGCGAAGAAGAGGUGAUUAAAAGUAGUAUCGGCAAUAGAAGACCGUUGCGCACUUCCGAAAGCAUCAUCAGUAAAAAGCUGGCCGGAAAAAAGAAAGAUGCAAUUCUUCAGCAACCUGGAAUAACAUUUUCAGAUAUCGGAGGAAUAGAGCCUAUGUUACAGGAGAUUUGUAAAUUGUUGGUUCACAUGAAACAUCCCGAGGUUUAUCAGCGACUUGGGGUGACUCCGCCCCGCGGUUUUCUGUUGCACGGUCCUCCGGGUUGCGGCAAAACUUUGUUGGCCCAUGCCAUUGCCGGGCAACUAGAGCUUCCGUUCAUAAAAAUUGCAGCUACGGAAGUGGUGUCCGGAGUCUCCGGAGAGUCCGAGGAAAAAAUAAGAGAUCUGUUUGACAAGGCAGUCAAUAGCGCUCCUUGCAUUCUUUUUAUUGACGAAAUCGAUGCCAUAACACCCAAGCGAGAGACCGCGCAGAGAGAGAUGGAAAGACGUAUAGUGGCACAACUUUUAACGUGCAUGGACGAAUUAAAUCAGAAGCACGGCAGCGCUCAAGUGCUAGUUAUUGGAGCGACAAACAGACCGGAUGCUCUGGAUCCCGCUCUCCGCAGGGCUGGCCGGUUCGACCGAGAAAUCUGUCUGGGAAUUCCCGACGAAGAUUCGAGGAACAGAAUAUUGAGGGUGUUGUGCCGACAGUUGAAGUUGGAAUCCGGUUUCGACUUUCAGUGGUUGGCCAAACGUUGUCCCGGGUUUGUCGGAGCGGAUCUCAUGGCCCUGACGAGAGAAGCGGCAACUGUUGCUAUAAACAGGAUAUUUAAUAAUUUACAAGAAAGCUCGCAACAGUUCUAUCCAGGUUGGACGUCCAACACUCCUUCGCUCGUCGGAACACCAGACAGCAAUCUGAGCGUGGACACGGAAUUCUCUCAGAGGACUAAUCACUGUGGAGGAGAGAAUCCCGACAGCCAGUCGUUGCUGUCGGAGAACCCCGUGGACGAACUACAGUCGGUGCUGUCUUGGUUGAGAGACCAACCACCUCUUACAGAAGAACAACUGCAACAGUUAUUUGUUGAAAAGUCAGAUUUUGAGGCUGCUUUAAAAGUUGUUCAACCAUCUGCAAAGAGAGAAGGUUUUGUUACGGUGCCGGAUGUCACGUGGGAUGACAUCGGAGCACUGAAGGACAUCCAGGAAGAAUUAAAGCUGUCUAUAUUGGCACCCGUUCAGUAUCGCGAACAGUGCGAAUGUCUUGGACUGACAAACCCUGUGGGAAUACUUCUCUGUGGUCCUCCGGGAUGCGGUAAAACUCUAUUGGCAAAGGCCAUUGCAAAUGAAUCUGGCAUUAAUUUUAUUUCUGUCAAAGGACCCGAACUGCUGAAUAUGUACGUUGGAGAAAGCGAGAGAGCCGUUCGGCAAUGUUUCCAGAGAGCCAGCAACUCUGCCCCGUGCAUUAUAUUCUUUGACGAGAUAGAUGCACUCUGCCCCAGAAGAUCAGAUACUGCCGAGGGUGGGGCGACUGCACGAGUGGUUAACCAAAUGCUUACGGAAAUGGACGGACUGGAGAGUAGAAAAAACGUCUUCAUUAUGGGAGCUACGAACAGACCGGACAUUCUAGAUCCUGCCAUGCUUCGUCCGGGAAGAUUAGAUAAAAUAUUAUUCGUCGGUCUUCCUACAGCAUCGGAUCGGGUGGAAAUCUUGAAAACUAUAACUAAAAACGGCACGAGGCCUCUCCUAAAUGACGACGUAAAUAUAGUCGAAAUCGGGAACAGUGGUCUUUGUACCGGUUUCACUGGUGCCGAUCUCUCGUCUCUUGUUCGCGAAGCAUCUCUGGUUGCCUUCAAGGAAUAUCUUCAGCUUGCAACUAGCAUGGAUAUAAAAGACAUACAGCUCAAGGUGUCACGACAUCACUUUGAUGCAGCAUUGAAGAAGAUUAGACCCUCGAUAACAGCCAAGGAUCAAAAAUUAUACGAGAGACUAAAGAUAACCAAAUGUUCGGUAGCGGGAUUUAACACGAAAUUGGACGAAGAAACAUUCCAAAAUUCUAACGAUAACAGAUGAUUUUGAUUUUGCAUUCGUCGGUAAGAUGCCAUUUUCGGUUUGUCGUCUACAUACGUCCCAUAAUGUUGUUAUCUAGAUGUUAAUGUCAGUUUCGGAUCGGAA